This is a messenger RNA of Elaeis guineensis (African oil palm), 1013 nucleotides long. Its product is annotated as LOB domain-containing protein 15-like. NCBI's taxonomy places the organism in Eukaryota, Viridiplantae, Streptophyta, Magnoliopsida, Arecales, Arecaceae. The record is from RefSeq and is a predicted model, not a curated record.
UUCUCUUCUCCUUUUGUAUUUACCUAUGAUAUAAGCUAAGCCCAUCUUCACUUACCAUCUUGGCUCACAAGCACCCUUUCCUUUCUUCAUAUUCCAUCUUUCUGCUUUCACCUCUCUCUCUCUCUCUCUCUCUUCCGAGCUCCAUCUCCACUGCCAAAGAGCAUGCCUGAAUGUCCACAGAAAGGGAGAGAUUUGAUGAGGUUGGCAAGAAGAUCAAGAGAGAAGCUGAUGGCGCCGUCGAUCCGACGGGAAGCCCAGUGGGAACCCUAAACACCAUUACCCCUUGCGCCGCUUGCAAACUCUUGAGGCGGCGUUGUGCUCAAGAGUGUCCCUUCUCUCCUUAUUUCUCACCACAUGAGCCCCAAAAGUUUGCAGCAGUGCAUAAGGUCUUCGGUGCAAGCAACGUCUCCAAGAUGCUAACGGAGGUUCCCAAGGCCCAGAGAGCUGAUGCAGCGAAUAGCCUUGUCUACGAGGCGAACGUGAGGCUAAGAGACCCAGUGUAUGGAUGCAUGGGGGCAAUUUCAGCUUUGCAGCAACAAGUUCAGGGCUUAGAAAUGGAGCUCCAAGUAGUAAGGGCUGAGAUCUUGAAGCUUAAGUAUAGGCAAGCUAGUGUUCAUGUUCUCCCUGCAUCUCAUGCUGCUUUUCUUGCUCCCGGGGAUGUGUCCGUGGCUGCACCACCCUCAAUCCAAACUCCACCACCUCCUCCAGCUUCUGCUGCCUCUUCCUCUACCUCUUCCAUUUGCAUCACCCCAAAUGAAAAAGUUACAUACUUUGGCUGAAAAGCAAGCUUUCAAAAAAUUUUGCAAGUCUUGAACCGUAUGGAAGAAAGGAGGAAGGCAAUAUUGGACUGAUAGGGAGUAUAUUUUUUCUUUUAAUGUUUUCUUUGAAUUCAAGCCUUACAUCACCGCAAAUGAAAAGGUUACAUAAUUUGGCUAAGAAGCUUUCAAAAAAUUUUGUAAGUCUUGAACCAUAGUGAGUAAAUAUGGAAUAAAGGAGGAAGGCUAUAUUGGAUU